Molecule: messenger RNA, 717 nt
Organism: Caenorhabditis elegans
Lineage: Eukaryota; Metazoa; Nematoda; Chromadorea; Rhabditida; Rhabditidae
Gene: fbxa-112
Product: DUF38 domain-containing protein
Exons: 3
Coding region: 1-717 (238 amino acids)
Source: RefSeq, marked reviewed
AUGACCGACAACCUGCUGAAUCAGUUGGAAUCUUGCAAAAUAUGUAUUCUCCGCGGCGUGUGCAAAUCGAAGAAAAAUACUCAUUUGGAUUCACUCCUGGGGUGUUUAUCAGUGUUGAUGAAGAAUUCGGAACUUCAGUUGGAUUCAUUGGAUAUCAUAGUUUACCACAAUCAUAACACAAUAGUUAAGUGGUUCGAAGAACUAGUCCAAUCGAAAAAUCAGACUCACUGCAAACAUGUCCAACUGGUGGCACCUGGAGUUCAGCGUAUGUUAUCUUUCUUGUCCCAUUUCAAACCUGAAUUUCUCGAAACAAUCAUUAUUGCACAAAAUGGAGUGGAGAAUUCGGGAGAAAUUUGUAAAUUCAUUGAUAUAGUUGAAUCGGAACAAUGGAAACGAGCGAAAUCGAUUUAUGUCUAUUCAAUAAUCUCCUCCAAUUUUCCAAUUGAAAACCUCUUCCAUCUGACCGUUUUCUGUGUUCCGUUGGGAGAAUUGGCAGUUUCUGAUGCAAUUAAAAUUAGAGAUAUUCUUCUGAAGUCCGCUCAUUUCGAAUAUGGCCAAAUCGAUGUGAAGGAAAACAUUCCGCAGGAGGUUGUGAGAGUUUUUGUUCCAGAAUUCAAUGAUGAAAUCCCUCGCUAUCGUUCUCGUGGGCUUGAAUUCAAAGUCGAUCAAUUUCAACUCACAUUCAGCUUUAACUCGGUGAUAAUCAAAAAGACUUGA